AUGUCCUCCAUCGCAGCACAGUUCGCAACACGCGGCAAGAAGUGCGUCGCCAUCGGGCGCAACUACGCAGCCCACAUCAAAGAGCUCAACAACACCACUCCGAGCGAACCCUUCUUCUUCCUCAAGCCUACCACGUCCUACGCGCUGUCGGACGACGGAAAGGUCGAGAUUCCCAAGGGCGUCGUCGUGCACCAUGAGGUCGAGUUGGGCGUCAUCAUUGGCAAGCGAGGACGUGACAUUCCCGCCUCCAAGGCGCUCGACUACGUCGCAGGCUACGUACGCCGGCUCAUCCCGCUCGUAAAGCCCUUCGUGACGCUGAAUGUAUCCUUGCAGACCCUCGCAAUCGACUACACGGCCCGCAACGUCCAGGACGCGGUGAAAGCCAAGGGUCUCCCCUGGAGCGCGGCAAAGGGCUUCGACACGUUCUGCCCCGUCGGACAGUUCAUUCCCAAGGACAAGGUGCAGGACCCGCACAACCUGCGGCUGUGGUACAAGAUUAAUGACUCAACGAAGCAAGACGACUCGACCAGCCUGAUGCUUUACCGCAUUCCCGACUUGAUCGCCCACGUCUCGGGCAUCAUGACCCUCGAAGAAGGCGACUUGCUCCUCACCGGUACGCCCAAAGGUGUUGGACCCGUCGUGGCGGGAGACAAGAUCACCGCGGGCUUGGAGACGCAGGAGGGAACGGUGCUCGAUAGGUUGGAACACCUCGUCAAGGCCCGAGAGGGGGGUUACGAGUUCAAGGGGAAUUUGUAG
Messenger RNA from Rhodotorula toruloides NP11, 756 nucleotides. RefSeq names its product fumarylacetoacetate hydrolase family protein. Gene Ontology annotation, cellular component: mitochondrion. Gene Ontology annotation, molecular function: acetylpyruvate hydrolase activity. The record is from RefSeq and is a predicted model, not a curated record. Lineage: Eukaryota; Fungi; Basidiomycota; Microbotryomycetes; Sporidiobolales; Sporidiobolaceae. The coding region runs from base 1 to 756 and encodes 251 amino acids. The transcript has 6 exons.